AUGGAUUAUCCAGAACUGUCGCAUUCGCACCCUCCAAACGCCUUGUCCCGCGGCCUUGGCAAACUUGCGAAUGGGCAGGCAUUUGGUGUCAGGAGAAGCUGCCCGACUCCUUUUGAAUGGGUUACCUUGGAGGAAAGCAUGUCAGAUCUUCCGGCUCUAGGUGAUGGUGCUACGUAUCAAUGCAUUCCAUUUCCUGACCAUGUUAUGGCUGGAACUCUCACUGAGCAGUUGAGAGGCCGGAUUGAAGCGAUCCCCAUGCGUCCUCGAGGAAUGAACUUAUACAAAACUUGGCACAGUAGUCAAACGCCGAUGACUCCUGAGGAGAGAGAACGGUUUCCACCAAUGUACAAGAAGGAUGGAGCUAUGCGAGCCAUGUAUAGGCCCCAAUCUAGAGCGUAUACACGCGUUGAUCCGAAAGGUAUAUUCCCAUGUAUGACAGUGGCUGUAAGUCCAGGAGACAUGAUCAUGGGUUCGGGAAUUCAUUGGGAUGACCAGCGGAUGUUCACCGCUGUGGAAGGACGCCGAAUUCAAGGCGCCCCUGAACAUGAGGUGUUUCUGGGGACUCCGAUUGAGGUUUGGAAAAUAUUGGGAAAUAGUGUCAACCGAAAUGUGUCCCUAGCGUUAGGUCUUUCGCUUCGUGAUGCAUGGCUUACGAACGAUCCUGCCCAUUACCAAGAAUCAGUCGCAUCUAGAGCUGCUGCUCCAGCGUCCAACAAGAGAACUAGCUCCAAGACGGCAAAUAAAUCUCGGAAGGCUGUGUCAUCAGAAACGAUUCGCAGAUCGACAGGCCGCGGUGUAUGUACAAAUGAUCGCAUACCGUCUCCCAUUCGAGCGGUGGACCCCUCAGGUGACGAGAGGGGUCUCACAGACUGGACAUGUAACUUCAUGAUUUCGCAAGACAUCGUACCAUAUGUAAGCCAGGAUACAACUCCAGAGUCAUUUGCAAGUGCCAGCAAGGGUUCAGGCAGGGUAGAGAAAGCGCAAAGACCACUAAAGCGUCCGCACUCGUUUUUUCAGGAAACAUCGAUAAUGCGGGAUGGGAAAAGCAAGAAAUCACCACGAGCAUCAAAGACAUCAAUUUCACGUCAAAGAAUCCACCAGGAUGACUCCGUGGCUUCUUCUAGAACAUUCGAGAAUUGCACAUCGAAAGAUACGACUGUGACAAUAAAUCUACAGCGACUGGCAAGGAAAGGCUUGCGGCAGGUUGACACUGAAAACAUUCCCGACGCUUCAAGCGACGGUGGUGCAGAUAGUGACUUAGAAGUGCUGUUCACAUCUGUGGUGACGAGAUUCCGAACUCGAAAUCCUGGGAAGCCAAAGAGACAUCGAAGGAUAUUGUCUUCUACACAAAACCCCAAAUGGCCUCCUGUUUUUAUCAGUCUUGUCUCCGAUGACGACGAUCAAUAUGUUGCCUCUGAAAUCCAAUGUCGAGGUCAAGCUCCAGGUGGCACGAGGCAGCAACGAAACAAUCUAUAUGUACCGGAGACUAAAUCUCCUCCAUAUCCUCAUUUUCAUGAUGAUCGUGUCCAGGAGAACAGUGAUCAGCGCUAUCACUUUCCAAGUGCUAGACUAAAUCAUCUUCCUGUCUUAAGCAAUACACCAUCUUCCAAUAGACCGAUACCUACCCAACAGUCGCAGGUGUAUCGUGGAAGCAACACCUGCUCGCGCAACUUGACUCAUGCGUCCCAACUUUCAUCCUCAAAAACACUUCCUGGACCCUUUCCAAAUCUUUCAGCAGACUAUGGACAGAACGAAGGACGUAAUGAACAAGACGAUCAGGCAGAUUCGCGUCAAGAAAAACUCAGGAGUGAAGCCAAUGUAGUGUCAAUGGAUGGCAGGGGAAAAGAAAGUGAAGAAGUCGAACGGGACGAGGGGGAGGGGAGGACAAGAGACGCCGUGAGUGAGGUUCCGACUCAGAAAUAUUUACCUGUGGAUAAUGGUGAUUUUAUGGCGUAUUUCCAGACUAGUCGGUACAUGGGUCAGAAGACUGGAGGGGGGAGGAUGAGAUAG
Molecule: messenger RNA, 2010 nt
Organism: Cadophora gregata
Lineage: Eukaryota; Fungi; Ascomycota; Leotiomycetes; Helotiales; Ploettnerulaceae
Product: DNA methyltransferase Dim-2
Exons: 2
Coding region: 1-2010 (669 amino acids)
Cellular component (GO): nucleus
Source: RefSeq, a predicted model, not a curated record